AUGGCGCGGACAAAGGGCAUCACCCUUCGGAUUCGCAAACAGGCCGCUCCUUCCGAAGAUAUGCUGGCUGACGGCCUUGCCGAUGCGGCAGCCUCAUCAUCAGAACAACACCAACCACCACACAACAACGAAUACACACAAAAUCAAGAGCAGCUGCAAGACCAAGAGAUGGCACAUGCUGAGGGCUCUCGAGCAUCGACGCUGUCUCGUUCGAGAAGCUCACGGCUAGCACGAACACGAUCGCAAGAGGAUGCAUUCGAGGGCGCGUCCUCUCCUGUCCGUGCAACACCAUCACGCCGUUCGCGAAGGCAAUCAACCAAACCUGAGCCGCAGAGUGUUGACGAGGACGCUGACAUGGCUUCGCCGCAGCAGGAGACUUUCGAGCCAGACGCUGAGGGAGAUGAGAAUGAAGCGCACGGUGCUUUUGCCACACCGCGUAGCCGUUCAACCCGCAGUCGAGUCAAGUCUUCGACCACACCAGUCCCUCAAACGCCAUCUGCACCACGACCAAAACGAAGUCCCAAGAAAGCAUCUAGAAUAUCGGUAGUAGGCAGAAGAGGCGGACACAGUGCAAAGGAUGCUCCAGCGGAGGACGAGGAGAUUGACGCGACGGAGGAGCAGGACGAUCCGGCGGAGCAGGAGGAUGGAGCUGGUGGUAAUGACGCAAACGCCGAUGAAGGAGCGGAAGAGCAUGUGGAAGGUGAAGAAGAGGACGACCAAGACGCAGACGCAGAUGGCGAUGGAGAUGGCGACAACGAUGAUGAAGAGGGUGUCGAUGAGGAAGGCCGCAAGACUGUCACAAUCAAGGGAACCAAGUACCUUCUCGAAGCCGAUGGAGAGGAAGUCGUGCUGCCCUCAGACCCUGAUGGUGACAAGAAGGUCGACAACAAAGGUCGUCUGCUGGGUGGCAGACAGUACAAAGCAUACAAUUUCACAUCUGACCUUCGUGAAGAUCCGGAGAAGGUCUACAUGCUGUCCAUCGAUGCCGCGCGCUCAGCGGGCUACCGCGACUCGCUCUACUUCUUUCGCCGCAAUCCGCAGAUCUUCAAGAUCGAGCUGAUGCAAGAAGAGAAGGACAAGCUGAUCGACGACGGUCGUCUGAGUGGACAGCUCAAGACGCGAAAUGUGACCAUGGUGCCCGCUCGAAACGUCUACAAGCUUCAUGGAGCUCGCUUCUUGAGUGGAGGCAAAACUAUCAUCGAUGACUACUACGAAGCAGAGGCGCGAGCUUCAGGCGUCAAGGAAGGCAAAACCGUAGGAGGCAUGUCGAAUGAGGAACAGGAGAGGCGCCGGGAGGCUGAACGUGAGCGGGAGCGUCCCAAGAAGAAGGCCGACACAUUCAGCUACACCACCAUCGACCCGCAAGGCGAUCCCGUGAUCACACAGUUUGGAGAUGCCGGCCAACAACCAUGGGUGCGAGCCGGCAACUGGCAGUCACGCAAAGCGGCUCUGCAACGCAUGGACAUCACUGAAGACAAUUGGAUGCUCGAGAUGGCACGCAGCGUUCGCGGGAUGAACACGGAGCUCAACGAGACACGCAAGGAUCGACUGUCAGCCUUCCCGCGCUUCAACCGCUACAUCGGUAUCGACGGCGUUGCUGGAAUUGAGGAGGCCAAGGACGAGGUUGCAGAUUGCGAGGCCGAACCUGAAGACGAUCCAGAGGCACUCAACGAUCUUCCGCCAUGGGAGCGAGAGAAGCUGCCCGCAGCCAUUGAGGGAGAGCUCGAGGAGGAAAGCAAGAAGCGCAAAGCUCAACUUCAAGACAACUUGGACUCGCAGCGUCGUCGUGGCCCACCCAUAGGUGUCUACGAGCCCAACACGCAUCUUCCCCACUUCAGCGUUCUCACACAGCCAAGCCAGGCGUCCAUGAUCAAACUCGCACAACGCCCAGCAUUCAUCAGCGAUCCAGGGCAGGAAAGAGGAGAUCGACGUCCUAUCUUGGGAGGCGACAAACUUGGCUCUGGAGCAUGGGGUAUUGCCAGCUUCUCCGUUGAAUGUCUGCCACCAGCCAAAGUGUCAGGCCAUGUUGUGGUGCCCGCAGGCGCGAGUGCAGACUCGGUUUCAAUCUCCACGGAAUAA
This is a messenger RNA of Ustilago hordei, 2079 nucleotides long. RefSeq lists its product as uncharacterized. The record is from RefSeq and is a predicted model, not a curated record. The transcript has a single exon. Bases 1 to 2079 code for a protein of 692 amino acids. NCBI's taxonomy places the organism in Eukaryota, Fungi, Basidiomycota, Ustilaginomycetes, Ustilaginales, Ustilaginaceae.